CCCACGUGAAGCAGCUGUGUUCAGCUUCGUCAUCGCAGUGGCAGAGCCUCUCUGCCUUGCUGUAGUACAGCUCGCAUUGUAAAUGAUGGGGUUAUCGAUCUGUCGUGCCGCCGUGUCAUGCUCUGCAGGGGCAUGUUUUUUGACGUUUUGAUAGGGGUAGUACGGGCACUCGUCUGUCGAAGAAACGGCAGUCUUCUUCGAUUUUUGGACCUGCUCAUCGUCGCUCAGCCGUUUGAUCUGCGUGAGACAUUGGUGGCCUGUCUCUUCUUGGCAGCUGCAAACUGCCCCUCCCUUGUUGCGGCAUACGAUACGCCUCCUGUUAUUGGCGACGCUCUCCACAAUCAUGUGGCUUCGUUCCCAGCACAGAGAGUGACCACACAAGCUGGAGACCAUCAUGGUGCCGUCCAUAAAUCCGAACCAUUGUUCGUAACUCAAACCCCCACAGCUAACUCGCAUUGUAAACGAUGGGAAUAUCGAUCCGCUUUGUUGCCGCCUCAUGUUUAGAGCGUGGGCUCUGAUGUAAAUGAUGGGGAUAUCGAUCUGAUUUGCUGCAUUUUCCUGCCUUGUUGAGGUAUUUGAUGCGCCUCCUGUUGCUGGAAACGCUCUCCACAAUCAUGUGGCUUCUUUCCCAGCACAGAGAGUGACCACAUAGACUGGAUACCAUCAUUGUUCCGUCCAUAAAUCCGAACCAUUGUUCAUAACUCACACCCCCAC
Periconia digitata is the source of this 714-nucleotide messenger RNA. The record is from the annotation of a GenBank genome assembly. NCBI's taxonomy places the organism in Eukaryota, Fungi, Ascomycota, Dothideomycetes, Pleosporales, Periconiaceae.